GAUCUAAAACAGCGCCAAAAUGAGCACAUUUCUGCAACUCUAGCAUUAGAGCGGCAUUCAGUCUCGUACUGGAUUUCAAAGCGUCCAAAAGCGAUAGUUCUCACUCAAUGGACCAAGUUAAGAGCAAAGUGCAGCCAAUUAGAAGGAAAUUAAAAAUUAUAUUGUAACUGUAUCCGGUGUGUUUUUAAAGUGAAAGCAUUCAAAUUUUGCCCGAUUCUUCUGCUGCUUAGCUGCUGCGCCGCUACCAAUGCUGCGAAUGCGCCGACGCCUGUCAUUUUCUAGAGCUGUUAAUUGAAUUUCAAAACAGCGCGAUGCUGUUUGCGCGCGGUAUAGGCCAACGCCAGCGAACCCGGUUUUUCGUGAAUCUGCAAUACAUAAAAACAAGCUACAAUUAAAAAACAAAAACAACAAGCGCACACAAUACAUAUAACCAAAACCAUAGAGCUUAGCGGAGGUGGAGAGCGGUGACCGCAGCAUUUGGGGAAGUAUUUGAAUUACUUUUCGUUUGAAUAGGAAUUUAACUUGCAAAUAGCCGAAUUCCAAGUCGCUAAAACGUCUUAUACAAUUUUUUAGGCGACAGCAGCCAUAACAAACACAGAAACAACAAGAUUAAUACAAAGAUGAAACAAUAAAGAAGAUACGAAGACAACUGUUUAAUGGGCUAAAGAUGCGAUAACAACGUUGGGUUGAUCCACAACAACAAUAAUAACGAUGACAACGCCAAUGAUAAAAUGAUUAGCGACCACACCAACAUCACUUUCUCUUUCAACAGGGAACGCACGCCACCGCCUAUAGUCGAGCGCCGCAACCGCGACCGCCACGGUUAGCCCAGAUAUUUUAGCGGUGCUGAGCCCUCUGUUUGGUUCGUGAUUGCAAAAGCGCGUGCGUGCAUACGCGUUCCCUCACAGAUCAACUACUCGAAACUGGUAGUGUUAAUUGCUGGUGACGGCAAUGUCUCUUCUUCUUCCACUGCCAACAACAAAGUAACACCGGCAUCCAACUGUGGUUUUUUUUCUCAGCACCAAAUCGAGUCAGCCGCGAGCUGCGACGUAGACGACAAAAGACGCUUGAGUAAUGGCGCAGCAGUCAGUCAAGCAGCAAUCAGCAGCCAGCCAGCGCAAGCCAAACGUUCAGCCAAUAUGUUAGCCAUCUAGCCGGGUUGGUCAAUCGACCGCAGUCAUUGCAAAGUCAGUCAGUCGAGCAGUUUACAAAGAAGCGGUCCAAAACCGCUGCCGUCAUCAUCGAAUAUACACACACAUACACUCGCGAGGAAUUUUAGCAGCUCUACCCCGCAACAUGGAACCGCUCUUGGUGUUUUCACUGUUACUAUUAACCGUCUUAUCGCUCAUCUGCAUUUUCUUGCGACGCAAACAACAAUACUGGGAAGCUCAAGGCAUACCCCUACUGAAACCUUUCCUCUUCUUCUACUACGGACGCGGACGUAUUGGCACCGAUUGCCAUGCAAUCGAUAUACCCAACGAAGUGUAUCAGCGUUACCGCGAAACGGGCGUACCACUGGCGGGUAUGUUCAUGCUCAGCGAUCCGCUUAUCAUACUGCUCGAUUUGGAGCUCAUUAAGCAUGUGCUGAUUAAGGAUUUCGCAAACUUUAGCUAUCGUGGUCUCUAUCACAAUUUGCGCGACGAUCCGUUGAUGGGUAAUCUCGCCGCAAUUGAUGGUCCUUACUGGAAACGUUUGCGCGCGAAGCUGACACCAUCCUUCACAACUGGUAAAAUGAAGUUCAUGUAUCCGACACUCAUCAAAGUGGGCGAGCAAUUGGCAGAUGUGGUUGAUGCCCGUAUCAGCCGCGAUGGUGUGCUGGAUGUAAAGGAUCUCGCCGCUUGCUACACCACCGAUGUGAUUGCGAGUUCUACUCUUGGCAUUGAGUGUGAUAGUUUACAUGAUCCACUUGAGGACUUUCGUCUCAUCACCGUGAAGUUCUUUGAGGAAUAUAGUGUAACGCGGGAUUUGAUCAGUCAGCGACUGCCGCAGCUCGCUAAGUUUCUGCACUGGACUAAUACGCCGAAAGUUGUCACGGACUUCUAUAUCAAAGUUGUUCGUGAUAAUAUUGCCUACCGUGAGGAGCAUAGUAUUGUACGGCAGGACUUCUUGCAAAUCAUGAUCGAUCUCAUUAAAACGGAGUCGCUGACAAUGGAAGAAAUCGCCGCACAGGUGUUCGUUUUCGUAAUUGCGGGCUACGAGACCACAUCAACGACCAUGACAAACUGCCUGUGGGAGCUUGCGGUGAAUGAGGAUAUACAGGAGUUGGUGCGUGAAGAGAUUGUUCAGGUGUUGCAGGAGCAUGACGAUGUGCUCACAUAUGAUUGUCUCAAGAAGAUGACCUACCUAGAUCAGACGCUUAAAGAAACACUUCGGAAACAUCCCAUCGCUCCCGCACUGAAGCGUGUUGCCUUCGAAGACUAUAAAGUACCUGGCACCAACUUCAUCAUCAAAGCCAAUACCACCGUGCUCAUACCAACCGAGGCGAUACAGCAUGAUCCCCGCUAUUUCCCCGAACCAGACAAAUUUGAACCAAUGCGCUUCACAACCGAAGCGAUGGAACAGCGACAUCCCAUGACAUUUUUGCCAUUCGGCGAUGGACCACGCAACUGUAUCGGUUUACGUUUCGGACGCAUGCAAGUGCUCAUCGGCUUAGUGAUGUUACUGCGCAAGUAUCGCUUUAGUGUCGCCAAAACCACGCCAAUACCGAUUGUUUACGACAAGACCAUUUUAUUGCGCGCUCCCAAGGGUAAAGUAGAGUUGAAAUGUGAGCGUCUCGUGGCGGACAACCAUGUGGUUAAUGUGGGCAAGCGCGGCGUAGAAAUUGCGGAAAAUUUCGUCAUGACUAUAGGGGAGCGACGUGAGUUCGCUUAUGGUGAACGAAAUAAAUAGUGCGGGAAGAAAGGGUUAUAUAAAAAGCUUAUGAGCUCAAAACUUAGUUUGAAAGCUUGAAUAGAAGAAGUGAGCUUGAGAAAGCUUAAGAGCACAUAAGAUUUGGGCCCAAAUUUUAACGAGGUUGUGAAACUGUGAGUUGAAAACUAUUAGAGGCACAUAUUUUUGUUUUCAAAAAUUGUUAAAAAUAUUUUUUUUAAUUUUUUAUAUCAGUUUUUGAACAAAACUUUAAUUUAAGGCAGCGGUGAAAACUAAAAGAUUUAUGAAAGUGU
This is a messenger RNA of Ceratitis capitata (Mediterranean fruit fly), 3161 nucleotides long. RefSeq names its product probable cytochrome P450 6a13. The coding region runs from base 1297 to 2889 and encodes 530 amino acids. The record is from RefSeq and is a predicted model, not a curated record. Lineage: Eukaryota; Metazoa; Arthropoda; Insecta; Diptera; Tephritidae. The transcript is spliced from 4 exons. Gene Ontology annotation, molecular function: monooxygenase activity; oxidoreductase activity, acting on paired donors, with incorporation or reduction of molecular oxygen; iron ion binding.